Molecule: messenger RNA, 1246 nt
Organism: Stegostoma tigrinum
Lineage: Eukaryota; Metazoa; Chordata; Chondrichthyes; Orectolobiformes; Stegostomatidae
Product: Golgi-associated plant pathogenesis-related protein 1-like
Exons: 6
Coding region: 144-899 (251 amino acids)
Source: RefSeq, a predicted model, not a curated record
CACAGUACAGCCCAGCAGGAAACAUCGUGGACCAACAUUCCUUCCAGAAAAAUGUUCUACCACCAGACUCACUCUCCAUAGACUCUAAAGAUAAACAGGAUACAGGUUCCCAACAAACGACCAGUGAGGACAGUUCAAUAGAAAUGAACAAGUUUGAGAGAGAGGCGUUGAAUGCUCACAAUGCAUUCAGGGCCCGACACAAUGCAGCGCCUCUUGUAAUCAAUAAGGACUUGUGCAAGGAUUGCAAGGUGUGGGCUAAUGUCCUCACGCAAGAUGGUGUCAUCGCGCAAAGCCCCACCAACUUUGGGGAGAACAUCUGGUCUAAACCAAGCGCCACUGAAGGAGAAAUCUCAGGCUACGAACCUGUGGAGGCCUGGUACGCUGAAGUGAAGUAUUAUGACUUUGAAAAGCCUGGUCUCUCCGAAAGGACAGAGCACUUCACUCAGUUGAUUUGGAAGGAAACCACAGACAUGGGGAUUGCAUACGUCACAAGUGAUAAAGGAACCUUUGUGGUAGCUCAGUAUAAGCCACGCGGGAACACCAUCAAGAUUGAAAAUUUCACUGAAAACGUAUUACCACCAGAUCCUGCAUAUAGCCAGCCUCCUCCUGAACAAGAGGCUCCCACUACAACCCCAUCAGCUGCGACAAUACCUCCAGAACCUUCAUCUCAACCACCAGAGGCUGCAGAGGAGGGUGCAGCUGCAGAGCCAUUGGCAGAAGCAAAGCCUGCGGAGGGGAAAGCAGCAGAGGGGGAGGCUGCUGAGGGGAGAGAAGCUGAGGAGAAAGCAGCAGAGACAGCACCAGCUGCUCCAAAAGAAGAGAAGAAAAAGUCACAUCGCCACUGCACCAAAAAGAAGGACCCAAAACUAAAGCGAGCUGAACGAAGUCCAUGCGAAUAGGGGUGGAGCUCAAAGCCAUUAAGACAGACCAUAGGCUUCUUCUUGCUACUUGCUGCUUGCAGGAAUAAAUUCGUGGCAUUUAGGCACUUCGGCAAUAAAGCUUCAUUGAAACACAUUUAUAUCUUUAUGUAUCUGUACUGAAUGUAAGACAAUUCCAGUGACUUCUGAGCAAAUAGUUACUGAGAGAAUAUGUACAGUCACUGAUCUCAAAUGAGUGUCAAUGAUGCAACAAACUGCCCAUCGGUCGACCUAAGAUAUAAAACCUGCACAUUGCUGCGCAGUGUCUCAGAGGUUAGCACUGCUGCCUCACAGCGCCAGGGACCCAGUUUAAUUCCACCCACAGGUGA